Messenger RNA from Ostrinia nubilalis (European corn borer), 4701 nucleotides. RefSeq names its product WD repeat-containing protein 35 (gene Oseg4). Lineage: Eukaryota; Metazoa; Arthropoda; Insecta; Lepidoptera; Crambidae. Gene Ontology annotation, biological process: intraciliary retrograde transport; protein localization to cilium; non-motile cilium assembly. The coding region runs from base 457 to 4008 and encodes 1183 amino acids. The transcript is spliced from 26 exons. The record is from RefSeq and is a predicted model, not a curated record. Gene Ontology annotation, cellular component: non-motile cilium; intraciliary transport particle A. Gene Ontology annotation, molecular function: protein binding.
CAAUGCACUAGAAAGUGUGGCGAUUUCAAAAUCUUUCACUGAAAUGGCAAAAAAGUUACAUUUGAAAAAGGUGGAUUUUUUUCAUAAAAUUCAGAAACAUUAUUUAAAAUAAACCGCUCUUUCCUAGUGCCGCCUUUUCGUAGAGAGAUAAUUUUAUUGGUUAGAAUUACUGUUAGACUAGCGAGAGUGUAGCGCAUAGCGAAGUGAGCUCUAAUGAGCUAGAGUGAGCUAGUAGAACUCUUAUUUUAAAAUGUGGCAACAUUUUCAUAAAAAAAAAUAGUUACCAUGGCAACAAAACUGACAACAACAUGACAUGACAACAAACAGAAACGCAGAAAUGUUGGUUAUAAAUAAUUCUAGCGUUUAAAUUAAGAGAAAAGUGCAGAAUUUAUAAUCUUAACAUAUAAAACCAGUUUUAAGACUUCCUUUAAUUGAUAGUUUCAUAAAAAAAUCACAAUGUUUAUUUACAUGAGUAAAAAGAUUGCUAUACCAAAGCAGUCAAACGUAACAUGUAUUGCAUGGAACCAUUCAUCUGGGUAUAUUGCUGUUGGUGGCGAGGAAGGAAUGCUGAAAGUUCUCAAGUUAGAAUCCGGUGGAGGAGGCAAUCUUUCAAUGAAUAUUAGUUUGGAGGGUCACACUGGCCAACUAUGUGUUGCUGUAUGGAAUGAAGUUUUUCAAAAGUUAACAACUAGUGAUGAACAUGGUGUCAUUAUAGUGUGGAUGCUGUAUAAGGGGUCGUGGUAUGAAGAAAUGAUAAAUAAUAGGAAUAAGUCUACUGUAGCAGGCAUGGCUUGGGGCUCUGAUGGACAAAAGAUCUGUAUAGCAUAUGAGGAUGGUGCUGUUAUUGUUGGAUCUGUGGAUGGAUCUCGAGUUUGGGGUAAAGAUAUCAAAGGGCCAGGUUUAUCAGCUGUACAGUGGUCUCCAGACAACUCCUUGCUGCUUUUUGCUUUAGCUAAUGGAGAAUUGCAUUUAUAUGAUGACCAAGGGAAUUUCACAAUGCCAGUUGCAAUUCAUGGUGUAUCAGAAUCAAUGGAAGUUGUUUCAAUGGAUUGGUUCUCAGGCAGUGCACCAACUACCAGGCCUGUAUUGGCUAUAUGUUACAGAAAUGGUGUAAUUAUUCUAAUGAAGAAUUGCAUAGAAGAAGAUAGUGUAGUAGUGGAAACUAAUAUGACGGCAAUUGAUUGCCACUGGAACCACAAUGGAACUAUUCUGGCAGCUGCUGGAUGCACAAAUGACCAGACCAAUGUGGUUCAGUUCUUCAAUCCCUAUGGAGAACAUAUAAGAACUCUACGAGUGCCUGGGGGUUCAAUGCGUGCCCUAUCGUGGGAGAAACGCUCAUUGCGAUUAGCCAUUGCUAUCGAUUCCUUCAUAUACUUUGCCAAUGUGAAGCCAGAUCAUAAGUAUGCAUUUUACGGAAAUACAUUAGCUUACGUGUCUGGUAAUGAAACAGUUACAUUUUGGGAUACUUCCACUCAUCAGUCAUGGAUCAAUCACAUACCUGAGGUAAUGGACAUGUGUGGAGUUGGUGAAUACUGUAUUAUUGCAACUAUGAGCACCCUUAUAAUUUCCAAUCAACAAGGAAUUCAAUGUGAUGCUAAAGCAGUAUCGAUACCUGUUUUAUACGUGGCGAUUAAUAGCAAAGCUGUAGCAGUCGCAGCGUCGAAAGAAUCAUUUAUUAUUUGGAAGUUUUCGACACCAUUAAGACCAAGGAGCACAGAACAGUUGUACCAAGCCGACGGGUCCCCAUUAACCUCGGGCGACGCUGGGUUCCAAGACGAUACCAUCUGCUGCAUCACAUGCUCCGACAGCCAUCUUCUAGUUGGAAGAGACUCUGGAAAUAUCCUGCUUUUUUCCCUUGUCAACUUUAAGAAAAUCACGUCCAUCAAUAUGAAUUCUAAGCCGUACAAACUGGGUCUCAACUCUAAUUCCAGCAAAUUCUACGUAAUCGACCAGCCGGGAAGCCUGUACAUCCUGGACACGGAUAUGGCGAACAACAUCAGCGUGGGGCAGGCGCUGCGACGCGACGUGUGGAGCGCGCGCUGGGCCGCCGACAACCCGCAGAUGCUCGCCGUCGCAGAGAAGGCGCGCCUCUACGUGCUGCGCGACGCCGAGCCCGAGGAGCCGCUCGCUAUGCAGGGCUACCUCUGCAAGUUCCGCGAAUUGGAGAUUACAAUGGCACUCUUAGAUAAUAUCACCGAUAAAUGCACACCUCAACACAUUGUACGAGUGGAAGUAAAAUCCUUGCGUGACACUCGCCAACUCAUCGAAAAAGUCGGCCUUAAAGAAGCGGAGAAUUUUAUAAAGGACAACCCACACCCACAGUUAUGGCUUUUGUUAGCUGAAGCCGCGUUGAAAAACUUUGAAUCUGAGAAUGCUCUGGAAACGGCAGAGGCAGCUUUCGUCCGGCGCAACGACUACGCCGGAAUCCGUUUCGUGGCGCGUUUGAACGCGCUGCACUCGAACGCUCUCAAGAAAGCUGAGAUACUCGCUUACUUCAAAGACUUUGACGCCGCUGAAAAGAUAUACCACAACGAAGACAGGCGUGACUUAGCCAUAGCGCUGCGGAAGCGCCUAGGCCACUGGUUCCGCGUGGUAGAGCUGCUGAAGAUGUCUGCAAGCACCACCGACGCGCAGGUCAAGCAGACUUACUGCAACAUCGCCGACUAUUACAUCGACAGGCAGAACUGGGCCGGUGCUCUCGAAUACUACACGUUGUCAAACAACACGGAAGGGCUUAAGAAAUGUUACAUGGCUUUAGAGGACAAUGAAUCGCUGGCUAAGCUGUUCACCGGAACAUCAAAACCGACAAAGGAAGGACCAAUAAAGCAAAGCAUUUUGGACGACAUAAGCGAGGGCGUGAAUCAGAUUCCCUCAAUUCAAGGCAUAUCGCAGUUGCGUGAGUCCGGUCGAAUGUUACAGGCUGCUGCCAUGGCUUUUCAGUUAGCUGGGAUAGAAGCAUCGAAUAAAGUUUCACCAUUACGAGUAAAGAAAUUAUACAUUCUAGCUGGACAUCUUUAUAGCCAAAAUUCUGUUGACGGCGCGAAAAGCCGCGAGGCCGUGCGUUGCUUCCGCGCGGGCGCGGCGCAGCACUGGCUGUGGCUGGCGUGCGCGCGCGCCGCCGCCCGCCCGCCGCGCCCCGACGCCGCGCUGCGCGCCGCCGCCCGCCUGCACGCCGCCGCGCCCGACCUGCACCCCGCGCAGAACCCGCAGCCGCGAGGCUGGCGCUGCUUCCGCGCGGGCGCCGCGCAGCACUGGCUGUGGCUGGCGUGCGCGCGCGCCGCCGCCCGCCUGCACGCCGCCGCGCCCGACCUGCACGCCGCGCAGAGCCCGCAGCCGCGAGGCUGGCGCUGCUUCCUUGGCUGGCUUGCGCGCGCGCCGCCGCCCGCCUGCACGCCGCCGCGCCCGACCUGCACCCCGCGCAGAGCACGCAGGCUGGCGCUGCUUCCUUGGCUGGCUUGCGCGCGCGCCGCCGCCCGCCUGCACGCCGCCGCGCCCGACCUGCACCCCGCGCAGAGCACGCAGGUAUGUCUCAGUGUAAAGCCUGCUCCGCUGGCGCUGCUUCCUUGGCUGGCUUGCGCGCGCGCCGCCGCCCGCCUGCACGCCGCCGCGCCCGACCUGCACCCCGCGCAGAGCACGCAGGUCUGGUGCACUAUAGCGUACAUAGCGUUCCAAGCAAGAGCAUUCGAUUUAUGCUCAAAGGCGUUUGUGAAACUUGAAGCACUUGAUCCGGAUACAUUCGAACCUCUCGCGAUAGAAAUAUUCACGAGAUUCAAGCCUAAAGACGCGAAAGGAAAUAAAAUAGAUUGUCCUAAUUGUCAAGUUGCUAUGCCUGAAUGGAUGGCGUCGUGCCCGGCGUGCGGCGGCGCGCUGGCGGGCUGCGUGGUGUCGGCGCGCGCGCUGGGCGGCGCGCACACGGCCUGGGCGUGCGCCGUGUGCGCCGCGCGCGCGCACCGCCACGAGCUCGUGCUGCGCCACUCGUGCCCCAUGUGCCACGUGCAACUCGACUGACUUCACUCAGCUUUAGAUCAGCGUUUAUUGACCUUUUUUGUCCACGGACUACUACUUAGGAAAUCGAGCACAAUUUUAAGGAAUAUUAUUGUAAAAAAGCAGCAAUAAAUUUUGGUUUUACGAGGCUUGGUGGCAUUUAUUUAGCCUAGGCGCAGACCAUAGAUUUUUCGUCGGCCGAUAGUUUAGUCGGGCAGUCGCUAUUGGUCCAAUUCGUAAUUGGUCCAAAAUAAAAGGAUAUCCAAAAUGAAAGAAAUAAGGAGGUUAUUCAACUUUUACUACUACAUAUUGCAGAAAAAAGCGAAUUGGUCCAAUUACAAAUUGGACCAAUCGCGAAUUUGUGAAUUUUUCACGAUUGGACCAAUCGCGCUAAACGGGGCGGGGAGUCUGGAGUUCUAAAAUACAGGAAUUUCCCAGGUUUGGCUCCAGUCCUCUCCAAUGUGUUUACUUACUUUAAUUUUAAACAUAACUUACUGUGCAAUGUAAUCUAGUGAAAAUGUAAUGGUUUUUGAAAGAGGGACAUGUUUGGGUACAUCUUUUUGUGCUACACCACUGAUAUUCAUCAGCUCAUUAAAUAGUUGGAAGAACGGAUCCACAGAUGAACUAAUUCCUACCUACAUAAUCCAAUAAAAUUGUCACUAAGUGAAUUGAAAAUCACCAACAAUAUUUAUAAAAUAAAUAUCUGUAUAUUAAUUA